AUGUACCAUCUUCCAGGCUUCAUCGUACUACGGUCACCGAUGAAUUUCGCAUCAAGCACCCCCUCCCACGUCGACUCCAGCCCAUCAAUCCAUAUCUUCCCUUCCCGAAGAUUAGCAUUCUUCAUCUCCUCCGAACUUCUAUUAACCAUACUUGUCCAGAACUACCUUUCCCCAUUUCGAAAUGGUCUUCCUUCUAUGCCGACAAAGUUCCGCCAUGCUGAGAUUUGGCGUGUUGAUUUGAAACAAGCGGCAAGGGUCUCCUUCGAGAAAGCUUUGGAAUGGGACGCAUUUGUGACCCGGGGGCUCAUCUCCCUGAGGCAAAGUUCAUUCUUCUGGACUCAGGUAGGUCUCGGUGCAAUUGAAAACCUCGCCAUCUUUCUGUUGCAUGCAGCCCUUAACUCUGAUAUACAUGAUUAUUCAGCUUCCUGUACAUUGGAAUAUUUGCGGGGAUACGUGAACCAGAUGCAGGAGGUUCUGGGGGGUUAUGUCGGUUGA
Penicillium odoratum is the source of this 495-nucleotide messenger RNA. RefSeq lists its product as uncharacterized. The transcript has 3 exons. NCBI's taxonomy places the organism in Eukaryota, Fungi, Ascomycota, Eurotiomycetes, Eurotiales, Aspergillaceae. The coding region runs from base 1 to 495 and encodes 164 amino acids. The record is from RefSeq and is a predicted model, not a curated record.